AUGGGGGUCUCCGGCGUCGUUUUCUGGCCGAUUCCCUGUUAUUCCGGCGCUGGAAUCGAUGCCCACUCCCACUCGUCUUCGAAACCCUCUGUUUCUUCAGGCAUGAUGGGCAUGCCUGUCCAUGGAGGAGCCCCUUUUUCUUGUCGGCUUUUGGGUUCAAGGGGUUCUCGGAUCAGAAAGUUUUCAAAUUAUGGGUUUUGCGACGACGGUCACAUGCAGUAUUACUAUGGCUAUGGUUCGACCCCGCCGAUUAGGGGUAGGGCCGGUACUGGGAAGAAGGACCAUGCCAAGGAAAAGGAAACCACAGCGAAUAAGAAGAAGAAGUUGAAGAAGAGGUUGAAAUUGCUUAAAGGUUUGUCCAAGGACUUGUCCAUGUUCUCCGACAUGGGUUUUGGCUUGGAUCCUCAUAAUCAUGGUUUGGUCGACCAAGUCAAAGGGAAGAUGAUAUCGGAAGCAGCGGAGCUGUUACUUGCACAACUUCAACAGCUGAAAGCAGAGGACGAGGAAUUGAAGAAGAAGAGAAAAGAAGACAAGGCGAAGUUGAAAGCUGCAAGCAUGCAGAACAGGCUUGACUGCGAGUUAUCCUCUGGCCCUUCUUCAGAAUCAUCAAGUGAUAGUGAAUGUGGGGAGGUGGUUGACAUGAGCUGCCUGAAAAGUAAAACCCUUGCACCAUCGGUAGUAAAUGAAUUGCAACCAGUCAUGCAAGAAGCAACACUAACCUUUCCAAGCACACCGACCCAAGAAGCAAAUGCAACUGAGUUGCAAUCAGUUAUUCGAGAGGCAAUGUUAGCUGUUCCAACCACAAUGAACCAAGAGGGGAAGAUGAUCGAGGAAAGGGGUAUUGAAAGCAAUUCACGUAAUCUUGAACAGCAAUGCUGCACUGAAACUAGUAGCAGUUGCAAUGUAGGUGUGAGCGGUUCUUCUUAUGAUGAUGGUAGAUCAGUUGCAGUUGCAGCAGCUGUAGAAUCAACAAAGAAGGUUGAGGUCUGCAUGGGUGGUAAGUGCAAGAAAUCAGGCGCUCCAGCAUUGUUGGAGGAAUUUCAGAGGGUACUCGGUGCUGAAGGUGCUGUUGUUGGAUGCAAGUGCAUGGGCAAGUGCAGAGAUGGUCCUAAUAUCAGGGUUUUGAAUUAUACUGGUGGGGUUGAAGCAGAGGGUGUAGAUGAUUCUGUUAGGAUACCAGCUAAUCCUCUUUGUAUUGGGGUUGGUUUUGAGGAUGUGGGUUUAAUUGUGGCCAAUUUUUUUGGAGAAACCCAGAAGGAAUUGGGACUGGCUGCUGCAUCUUAAUUAGAAUUGAUUGUUGAUCCUUUUCACUUGUGUGGAUAUAUUGGUCUGAAUUGGUAAUUGGCUUAGGUUUGUUUGUGUUUUCUUUGCACCGUUGAGAAAAAAACAUUGUUUCACUUGUGCAAAUGUAAGAUACUUGCAUCUUUAAUGUAAUUAUAGGAUUAGUAAUCUUCCUUCUGACUUUCUGUUUUCCUCUAUUUUUGUUAUUAUUGCCUUCUUUGUCAA
This is a messenger RNA of Camellia sinensis, 1506 nucleotides long. It is a transcript of the gene DGAT3, whose product is annotated as diacylglycerol acyltransferase. The record is from RefSeq and is a predicted model, not a curated record. Lineage: Eukaryota; Viridiplantae; Streptophyta; Magnoliopsida; Ericales; Theaceae.